This is a messenger RNA of Tyto alba (common barn owl), 1167 nucleotides long. RefSeq names its product coiled-coil domain-containing protein 194-like. The coding region runs from base 37 to 699 and encodes 220 amino acids. The transcript is spliced from 5 exons. NCBI's taxonomy places the organism in Eukaryota, Metazoa, Chordata, Aves, Strigiformes, Tytonidae. The record is from RefSeq and is a predicted model, not a curated record.
CCGGAGCGGGCUCGCGGUCCCGUGUCCCCCUCCGGCAUGGACCCCGCGGUGCCCAAAGCCACCCUGAAGGUGCUGGGACUGUGCGCGGCGCUGGUGGUGCUGGUGGCGGCGGUGACGGUCUCGGUGGCGGUGAUGGUGUGGCGUUCGGAGGCGGUGGGGAAGCUGCAAGGCUGCCGGGAACGGGCGGCCAACGAGAGCCGGGAGCUGGGGAAUCGCGUGGCCGAGCUGGAGCGGGAGCGAGCCCGGCUGCAGCGGGCAGCGGCGGCAGGAGCCCGGGCGGAGGAUGCUCUGCGGCGGGAGCUCGCCCAGGCCCGUGGUGACGGCAAAAAGCUCAAUGCCAGCCUGGCGUCCUGCCGGGAGCGGGCGGCCAGGCUGGAGGCCAACGUGACAGCGCUGGGGGAUGAGGUGCUGGCCCUGCGGCGAGAGCGGGCUGAGCUGGCCCGCAGCAAGACAGCUCUGCAAGAGGAGCUGGCGCGGGGCGAGGAGCAGGCGCUGGGGCUGCGACAACGGCUGGAGGAGGCAGCGGAGCAGCGGCGAGCGCUGCGGGCGCGGGGGGAGCAGUGUGAGACCCGGCAGAGAGAGCUCGAGGUCACCCUGCGGAACUACGCGGCCGAGGUCGAAGCGUUGCGACGGCGGCGGGCGAGGGACCGAGCGACUGGGCGCAGGUGCCCCCCGUCCCGGUACUUUCUGAAGGGCUGAAGCCCCGCAGGCCCCCCCCGACCCCCUCCCUGCCGGGGGGGCUGGGGGCCGGACCCCCUCAUCCCGCCCCGCGGAGCCCAUCAUUCCCAGUCCCACAGCGCCCCUUAGCACUGGGACCCAGCAGCGGCUCAGCCCCCGCGUUUCUCACCAGAGCCAGAGUGUCCAGAUGAACGAUGAUGAUUGUCACUGCGUGUCUUCAUCCCCCCGCGUGUCUUUACACACACACACACACCCCCGCCGCGUGUCCCGAUCCCGCCGCCUCUCGUGACGCUGCCGCGUGUCCCCGUCCUGCUGUGUCCCCCGAUGUCACCGCCGCAGCAGGACCGGAGGGGUCGGUCCUGCAGCUUCUGGGCAGUUUUACCUCAGCCAAGGGGUGUUUUCCCCACCAGCUGCUUUGGAGCUGCGAUUCAAUCAGCUCCAGGGGUUAAUGCCACGUUCCCAGCGCGCUCGAGAAACUGGGAAAACUGG